Nematolebias whitei (Rio pearlfish) is the source of this 4209-nucleotide messenger RNA. RefSeq names its product PDS5 cohesin associated factor A (gene pds5a). Gene Ontology annotation, biological process: mitotic sister chromatid cohesion; DNA repair. Gene Ontology annotation, cellular component: nucleus; chromatin. Lineage: Eukaryota; Metazoa; Chordata; Actinopteri; Cyprinodontiformes; Rivulidae. The record is from RefSeq and is a predicted model, not a curated record.
AAACCAAAGGAGCUGACCACGAUCAUGGCUGUUUUAGGCAAAGCUGAUAGGAUACUUGACUUCCUCUGUGAUUGUGAACGCAGACGCGAUGGGUACCUGGAUAGUUUGCGGCCUAGGCUAACACAAGGCCAGUAGAAGACCGUGUGGACCAGACGACAUCAACAAGCAUGGAGUUCCCGCAGCAGCAGAAACCAGCGGGGGACGGAAAGAUUAUCUACCCGCCCGGAGUAAAGGAGAUCACGGAUAAAAUCAGCAACGAUGAAGUGGUCAAACGACUGAAGGAAAUCUUCCUGUUCAUCACCAGACAGUUAAAGGGACUAGAAGACACAAAGAGCCCCCAGUUCAACCGAUACUUCUACCUGUUGGAGAACCUUGCAUGGGUGAAAUCAUACAAUAUCUGCUUCGAACUGGAGGACUGCAAUGAGAUCUUUAUCCAGCUCUUCAAAACACUCUUCUCUGUUAUCAGCAACAACCAUAAUCAGAAGGUGCAGUUGCACAUGAUAGACCUGAUGAGUUCGAUCAUCAUGGAGGGAGACGGAGUCACACAAGAGCUGCUGGACACAAUCCUCAUUAACCUCAUACCUGCGCUCAAGAGCCUGAACAAGCAGGCCUAUGAUCUUGCCAAGAUUCUGCUGAAGCGGACGGUCCAGACUAUUGAGACCUGCAUUGCAAAUUUCUUUAAUCAGGUUUUAGUGAUGGGGAAGUCGUCAGUCAGUGACCUCUCUGAGCACGUGUUUGACCUCAUCCAGGAACUGUUUGCCAUCGACCCCAUGCUGCUUACCUCAGUCAUGCCUCAGCUGGAGUUUAAACUUAAGAGCAACGACGGUGAGGAGCGUCUGGCUGUUGUUCGGUUGUUAGCAAAGUUAUUUGGGGCCAAAGACUCGGAGCUGGCCUCUCAGAACCGACCACUGUGGCAGUGUUUCUUAGGACGAUUUAACGACAUCCACGUCCCAGUUAGGCUAGAGUGUGUAAAGUUUGCAAGCCACUGCCUCAUGAACCACCCUGACCUGGCACGAGACCUGACAGAGUAUUUAAAAGUGCGGUCCCACGACCCAGAGGAAGCCAUUCGCCAUGAUGUGAUUGUCACCAUCAUCAAUGCUGGAAAGAAGGACCUGAAUUUGGUCAAUGACCAGCUGUUGGGUUUUGUACGAGAGCGGACGCUUGACAAGAGGUGGCGUGUGCGUAAGGAGGCCAUGAUAGGCCUGGCUCAGCUUUACAAGAAGUACUGUCUGCACCACGAGGCUGGAAAGGAGUCUGCCCAGAAGAUCAGCUGGAUCAAAGACAAACUGCUGCACAUCUACUAUCAGAACAGCAUCGACGACAAGUUAUUAGUAGAGAAGAUUUUUGCCCAGUACAUGGUCCCUCACAGUCUUGAAACAGAGGAGAAGAUGAAAUGUCUGUACUACCUGUACGCCUGCCUCGACACCAACGCUGUCAAGGCCCUGAAUGAGAUGUGGAAGUGUCAGAACAUGCUCCGAGGUCUCGUCAAAGAGCUGCUCGAUCUUCACAAGCUGCCGGUGUCUGAAUCCAACAGCACGGCAAUGCUUGGGAAGCUCAUGAGCAUCGCCAAGAACCUGCCAGAUGCUGGGAAGGCCCAGGACUUCAUGAAGAAAUUUAAUCAGGUUCUGAGUGAGGAUGAGAAGCUCAGAGUCCAGCUGGAGGUGCUCAUCAGUCCCACCUGCUCCUGCAAACAGGCCGAGAUCUGUGUGAGGGAGAUCACUCGGAAGUUGACGUUCCCAAAGCAGCCCACUAACCCGUUCCUGGAGAUGGUCAAGUUCCUGCUGGAGCGGAUCGCUCCGGUUCACAUAGACUCUGAGGCCAUCAGUGCAUUGGUAAAGCUGCUAAAUAAAUCCAUUGAGGGAACAGCUGAUGAUGAUGAGGAAGGUGUCACGCCUGACACAGCAAUUCGCUCCGGCCUGGAGCUGCUCAAGGUCCUGUCAUUCACACAUCCCACAGCAUUUCACUCAGCCGAGACCUACGAGUCUCUGCUCCAGUGUCUGAAGAUGGAGGAUGACAAGGUGGCCGAGGCUGCCAUCCAGAUUUUCAGAAACACUGGGCAGAAGAUAGAGACCGAGUUACCACAGAUACGAUCGACACUGAUUCCCAUCCUGCAUCAGAAAGCCAAGCGGGGAACACCUCACCAGGCCAAGCAGGCCGUCCACUGCAUACAUGCCAUUUUCAACAACAAGGAGGUGCAGCUGGCACAGAUUUUUGAGCCUCUGUCGCGCAGCCUGAACUCAGACUUUCCAGAGUUGCUCAUCACCCCGCUCGUCUCCCUGGGCCAUAUAGCCAUGCUGGCUCCAGAUCAGUUCGCCUCACCAAUGAAGUCCAUCGUGGCUAACUUCAUCGUGAAAGACCUGCUCAUGAACGACAGGACAGUGGGGAACAAAAAUGGGAAGCUGUGGACCACUGAUGAGGAAGUAGCUCCUGAGGUUUUAGCAAAGGUUCAGGCCAUCAAGCUUUUAGUGCGCUGGUUACUAGGAAUGAAGAACAAUCUGUCCAAAUCUGCGAACUCCACCCUACGUCUGCUGUCCGCCAUGCUAGUGAGCGAGGGAGACCUCACCGAGCAGAAGAAGAUCAAUAAAUCAGACAUGUCUCGUCUGAGGCUGGCAGCCGGAGCAGCCAUCAUGAAGCUGGCACAAGAACCGUGCUACCAUGAAAUCAUCACACCUGAACAGUUUCAGCUCUGCGGCCUUGUCAUCAAUGAUGAGUGCUACCAGGUCCGCCAGAUCUUUGCACAGAAGUUGCACUUGGCUCUCGUCAAACUGCUGCUGCCCCUGGAGUACUUGGCGGUCUUCGCUCUGUGCGCCAAGGACCCGGUGAAGGAGCGGCGCGCCCACGCCCGACAGUGCCUCCUCAAAAACAUCUCCGUCCGCAGAGAGUACAUCAAACAGAACCCCCUCGCUCAGGAAAAACUCAUGUCUCUUCUUCCUGAGUACGUGGUUCCCUACAUGAUCCACCUGCUGGCCCACGACCCAGACUUCACCAAACCCCACGAGUACGAGCAGCUCAAAGACAUCAAAGAGUGCCUGUGGUUUAUGUUGGAAGUCCUGAUGACCAAGAAUGAGAACAACAGUCACGCUUUUCUCCGAAAAAUGGCAGAGAACAUCAAACAGACAAAGGAUGCUCAGUGUCCUGAGGAUGCAAAGGCCAAUGAGAAACUGUACAUCGUUUGUGACGUCGCUCUCUUUGUCAUCGCCAACAAGAGCACCGCGUGUCACCUGGAAUGUCCGAACGAGCCGGUUCUGCCCUCAAUUUUCUUCAUCGUGCAAGACAAGGACUUUAAAAAUGAUAAGGAGUACCUGACAGCAGAGAUGAGACAAAUGCUUCUCACCGGGAAGCCUAAACCAGCUCCGGUGUUGGCAGCUGUCAACAAAACUCUGACGGUACCGGGCAGGAGGAUCUUCAAAACCACCACAGCUUCAGACACAACCAGUAAUACCAGCACGAACUCGUCUCCGCUCAGCUCAAACGUCAACAAGAACAGCACUGCCACGGAGUCAUCAGAAAGUCCAGCGCAGGAAAACAACGAGAACCCAGUCAUCAAAAACGAAGAGAAGAAGGAUGUGUCCAGUCAGAAGGCAACUCCCGAUGCUGGGACAGAAGCGUCACCUGUCAAACGACGGGGCCGCCCUCCUAAAGCUGCUGCUGCUUCGACGGCGACGGAAAAAGCGAGUGGGUCCGGCAGGGGCAGGAAGAGAGCAACUGACGCAUCUGCAGACGCAGUCAACGCCAAGACGUCAAAACAGCAGCAGAACGAUGAAGGGACGAAGAGACAGAUUGAUUUGAGACAGAUUGAUCUGAGACCAAUUGAUCUGCAGAGGUAAAGAAAAGACUGGCGAAGAUGAAAUCCAGACUGCAGAGAACGGACCAGAAUCUUCCUCACACCUUCCCAGCUCUCUACGUUCAAGCUCCUGUGACUCUUCAAGCUUUCUUGGAAAUAUUAUGGACCUUUCUUAAAACAAAUAUACAAACACGUACACACGCGCACACACACUGACAUCCUAGAAGGGUUAAAACAUCUUGUAGUCAUCGAUUGAAGCUCUCUGUAUGUAGGUCUUACUCAGAAACAUAUUUUUCCUUUGUGUUUGUUGCUCUUUGCUUCUUUUGUGGAGCCAUUUUUAAGAAAAAAAAAACUACAGGAUGGACAUUUUACAAACGUUUUAAUCUGGUAAUGAUUGUUGCUUAUUAAAUUCCCUGGGAAAAAUC